This is a messenger RNA of Asparagus officinalis (garden asparagus), 654 nucleotides long. RefSeq lists its product as uncharacterized. Lineage: Eukaryota; Viridiplantae; Streptophyta; Magnoliopsida; Asparagales; Asparagaceae. The transcript has a single exon. The coding region runs from base 132 to 464 and encodes 110 amino acids. The record is from RefSeq and is a predicted model, not a curated record.
CAUUUCCUUCCCUGCAUCAAAUCCCGUAGUCUAAUAAUUAAGACGCCAGUCUAAGAGAGAAGGAAGAAGUACGUGCAAUUUAUACCCUUCAUUUUCCCCUCGACCUACAAAUUAAUCCAAGCUUGAGAUCAAUGGAGGGAUCAAGCUCCACUCAAUUCUCUUCUCUAUUCUUCAGCUGUGACCCAGCUGUUUCAGAAGAGAAGCCUCACUAUUUUCUCGACUCCUGCUUCCUUUGUAAGACCCCUCUUCAUGUCGGCGACGAGCUGUUCAUGUACAAAGGAGACGCCCCAUUUUGCAGCGAAGAGUGCAGGCAACAGCAGAUUGAAAUCGAUGACGCGAAAGGGAGGAGGAAGAUGAAGAUGUCGAAGAAAUUGAAAUCUAAGGUUGGAGAUGAUAGCAACAAUUCUACUGCUAAACCUAAUGAGGUCUAUUUGAGGCAAGCUGAUACGGCGGUCGCCGUGUAGUAGAGUGGCUGAUCGGAGAUGAGCGCGAAAGCCGAGGGAAAUUUGUAUUUUUAUUUUUUUAAAUUUCGUUUCAUUUUUUGGCUGGCUUUUCCCCCCUCUCCCUCUAACACGGGAGAGAUUUUCGGAUGUAAAUGAGUUUGUUUUUAAGUUUUUUUAAAAGAUAAAUUUAGUUCGUAAAUCUGUUUAUUAA